GCGCUCAGGAGGAUACCCUUCCUAUAUUGUUCAACGAAUGCUAUAGUCUAUUUUAGAAAAAUCCUGUGUCCUAUUUUUUUUUUAUCUUUAAACAUCUAUUUUGUUCACUAUUCGUCUGCCCUUUUGUGGCCAACAGCACAUGGCCACUCAUUCUUUGGACGAACCAUGCCCAACGUACUUGGCUUGACUUGAACGGUAAUAUUACGGGUAUGUUGUUUUAUGUACUGGUAAAUCUACGUGGCUAAGGCCGUUGACCGUUGUCCAGAGCAUGGAAUAGGAAUUUACAUUGGAUGAGAGAAGUCUAUCUUAUACCUCGUUUAUGAUACUGAUCAGAUGAGAAUAAUGGAUACUCUUUGUUAUAUAUUUUAAUAUGAAUCAGAAACAUCGAGACACGAUAGAUUUAUAUUGUGAAGAUAUUGUACCUAGAAUUAAUGUGAAUAAAUUAUGGCCAAAAUUAUUGGAAAACAAAGUGUUCAACAGAGACGAUGUAAAUAUUCCCCGUUGGAAGAGCUUUACGGACAAAGCUACCGUAAAGGACAUAUACUUAACUAUCAAAACACGAGGACCACUAGCAUUCGAUCGCUUUUUGGCAAGUUUAAGACAAAGCGAUCACGAGAAUUUAGCAAAUACUCUAGAAGGAAAGAAAAUCACAUUUCGGAGUAUUGAAGUGGAAAGAAAUGUGAAUCAAGACAAUAAUAUAAAUGAUAACCAUGUAGAAGAAGAAGCAGCAAGCGUAGAAGGAGUGCAAGAUGACUUUUUCAACAUUAUGCAACUGUCAGAGGUACCCUUAUGUAUUAGAGUACGAAAAGCUAGCAAAUUUUUGGAUGGACCUGAAUAUGAAAAUGUUCAGAGAUAUCCGAUGCGAAGUAAACCUCGUGGAUUAGUUUUAAUAAUUACAAACAUUCAUUUUAAACAUCCAGAUAUAGAAUCUAGAAAUUCAGCUGUGCACGAUGAACAGAAUCUUAAAAGACUUUUUGAACAAAUGGGUUUUCAAGUUAUUACCCAUCUUCAUCUUACAGGAGAGGAAUUAUUAAAAAAGAUUAAAGAAUUUUCCCAACUUAAAGAACUACGAAAAGUUGAUUCCUGCUUUAUUUUCAUCAGCAGUCAUGGUAACACAAAUACAGAGUAUGAGGUUACAGAAAUACAAGGUGUAGACUAUAAUCCUGACAGUAAAGAACGUAAUUACAAAACUGUUUUGUGUACAGAUAUUUUGCGUAACUUUACAGCAGAAGCUUGUCCCCAUCUUGCAGGAAAACCAAAAAUUUUUAUCUUUCAAUUGUGUAGAGGAGACAGAAAGCAAAAAUCAGUAAAAAAGCCGAGACAUACUACAGAUACGUGUAACAUUCGUUCGUCAGACGAAAUGAUCAAUCUUAAAAUGAAUGGCAAGGAAACAAUGCGAAACAAUGCAGACACGUUAAUCGUGCAUGCCACGCUUCCGGGACACGUAGCUUUUCGAGAUAAAAUAACUGGCAGUUGGUUUAUACAAAUUUUAUGCGAAGUAUUUAUGAAUUAUGCGCAUAAAACUCAUCUUGAAGAUUUGUUACACAUGGUUGAUGAAAGAUUAAAGAUACAAAGAACGACUAAUGACGAGUGUCAAACGUUAAUGGUAACAUCGAUAGGAUUUAAUAAGCACUGUUAUCUCAAUCCUGGUCUUUUUGAAGAUACCUGAUGAAAGUAAUUGCAGUUAAUAGAAUAUUUUUUAAUGUAUUUUUAUAUUCGUUUGUUACACGAAUCGUCGAAGAAAUCUGAUGAAUUUUAUUCGUUGAAUAAAUUUGAAUUGUUUUAUA
Molecule: messenger RNA, 1787 nt
Organism: Osmia lignaria (orchard mason bee)
Lineage: Eukaryota; Metazoa; Arthropoda; Insecta; Hymenoptera; Megachilidae
Gene: Dronc
Product: Death regulator Nedd2-like caspase
Biological process (GO): proteolysis; regulation of apoptotic process
Molecular function (GO): cysteine-type endopeptidase activity
Source: RefSeq, a predicted model, not a curated record